Dichomitus squalens LYAD-421 SS1 is the source of this 203-nucleotide messenger RNA. RefSeq lists its product as uncharacterized. Lineage: Eukaryota; Fungi; Basidiomycota; Agaricomycetes; Polyporales; Polyporaceae. The transcript has a single exon. The record is from RefSeq and is a predicted model, not a curated record. The annotation marks the transcript as partial.
AUGCCCCCGCCCACCCCGACCGCGCCCCAGUCCUUCCUCCAAAUCCUCGUCAACUGCGACAACUUCCGCCUCCCACCCCCCACCGCCAAGUCCACAGAGCCCCUCGUCCCCUGGCUCCUCUUCCCCUCCCCCACCUCCCCCGCCGUCGGCCUCCUCCGCCCAGAGAUCGUCGCCCAGCUCCACACCGAGAACGCGUCCUCUCC